Physeter macrocephalus (sperm whale) is the source of this 1040-nucleotide messenger RNA. Its product is annotated as olfactory receptor 10Q1-like. Gene Ontology annotation, molecular function: olfactory receptor activity; G protein-coupled receptor activity. Lineage: Eukaryota; Metazoa; Chordata; Mammalia; Artiodactyla; Physeteridae. The record is from RefSeq and is a predicted model, not a curated record. Gene Ontology annotation, cellular component: membrane. Gene Ontology annotation, biological process: G protein-coupled receptor signaling pathway.
UUUAGCAGAGCAACUGCAAGGCCUGGGAGGAUACAACUCUAGAGGCGCCUCACUGUCCACUCUGGAAAAGAUAAGAACUGAAGGGAGACAUGUUUGCUAGAAGCCCUGUCCUCAACCAAUCCGGCCCCACUGCGUUUGUGUUUCGAGUCUUCACCACCGUCCUGGAAUUCCAGGCCCUCCUCUUCAUCCUCUUCCACCUCCUCUACUUGAUGAUCCUUUGCGGCAACACAGCCAUCAUCUGGGCAGUGUAAGCACACAGCGCCCUCCACACCCCUAUGUAUUUCUUCCUGUCCAAUCUGUCUCUCCUGGAAAUCUGCUACACCUCCGUUGUGGUGCCUUUGAUGCUUUCCAACAUUCUGGAGGCCCGGAAGCCCAUUCCCUUAGCUGGCUGUGGGACCCAAAUGUUCCUUUUUGUCACCCUUGGCAGCACUGACUGUUUUCUCUUGGCAGUCAUGGCCUACGAUCGCUAUGUGGCCAUCUGCCACCCACUGCACGACACGCUCAUCAUGACCCAGAAGCUGUGCAUCCAAAUGGCGGUCUGUGCCGUGGGCCUGGCCCUCUUCCUCUCCCUGCAGCUCAUCUCCUUAAUCUUCCCCCUGUCCUUCUGCGGGCACCGCCGGGAAAUCAACCACUUCCUGCGUGAUGUGCCGCCGGUCCUGCGGCUGGCCUGCGCGGACACCCGCUUGCACCAGGCUGUCCUCUAUGUCGUGAGCAACCUCGUUCUGACCGUCCCCUUCAUCCUUAUUUCUGUCUCCUAUGUGUUCAUCACCUCCGCCAUCCUGCGCAUCCGUUCUGCUGAGGGCCGCCACCGAGCCUUCUCCGCCCGUUUCUCUCACCUCACCGUGGUCUUGCUGCAGUAUGGCUGCUGCAGCCUGGUCUACCUACGUCCGCAGCCCAGCACCCCAGAGGAUGAGGACACCCUGGUCUACACUUUUGUCACCCCCUUACUCAACCCCCUGAUUUACACUCUGCGGAACAAGGACGUCAGAGGCGUUCUGAGGAAUGCCAUCAUCAGUAAAGCAGCUUCUGAUACCAACUGA